GAGUCCAGCGGGCACCAUGAGGAGAGCUGGAGAGCAAGUGGGUCUCCUCCUGUUCUGCCUGAUGAUCGCAACCUGUCGAGGGGCACAGGAGUCCUCCUGCCCAGAGUUGAAGGAGCUGGGCCUGGAUGGCAAUGAGACAAUAGCCAUUGUGCGGGGGAGUCAAGGCUUGCCAGGACCGUGCCCCAAACUGCAAAGAGCUCUUGAAAAGAGGGAUGAUCCUGAGCGACUGGUACACCAUCUAUCCCCAGGACUGCCAGCCCCUGCAGGUGCUGUGCGAUAUUGUCACCGACGUAGGCGGAUGGAUUGUCUUCCAAAGGCGUUCGGAUGACUCCGUGGACUUUUUCCGUGACUGGGCUGCCUACAAGAAAGGAUUUGGAAACCAGCUGACCGAAUUCUGGCUGGGGAACGACAACCUUCACCGCUUGACCUCGCUGGGAAAGAAUGAAUUGCGUGUCGACUUCACCAAUUUUGAAAAUCAGCAUUCCUUCGCCAAAUAUGCAUCCUUCCAGGUGACGGCAGAAUCCGACCGGUAUCGGCUAACUCUGGGAGUCUUCACAGGUGGCUCUGCAGGUGACUCCCUCUCCUACCACAACAACAUGCCCUUCUCCACCAAGGAAAAACGGCAGGACCCCCGGAAGUUCAACUGCGCUGAGAAGUGCCAAGGGGCCUGGUGGUACCAUGAAUGCCACCACUCCAACCUCAAUGGGAGAUACUGGCUGGGAGAACACAAGACUCGCGGGAACGGCAUCAACUGGGCUACUGGGAAAGGCCCGUACUACUCGUACAAGCGCUCCGAAAUGAAAAUCCGGCCUGUGGCUUAGGCUGUUCCUUCAGGCUGAUGGGCCUUUUUCUUUCUGAGGGUUUCCAAAGGGCAUCUAGUCCAUCCCCUCUGCUUUUGAUUUGUUACCUUGAUAGAGAGCUUGCAUUUUACAAAAUUCACAUGAUUAAAUGAUCUUGCAGAGUUGGGGUGGGUGGGCUUUUCCAUUUGUUCCCCUUCAGGUCCACUGGAGUUGGGCAGUCAAUGAAUUAAAUAAAUACUGU
Thamnophis sirtalis is the source of this 1041-nucleotide messenger RNA. The record is from RefSeq and is a predicted model, not a curated record. Lineage: Eukaryota; Metazoa; Chordata; Lepidosauria; Squamata; Natricidae.